Messenger RNA from Penicillium waksmanii, 1260 nucleotides. RefSeq names its product zinc finger HIT domain-containing protein. NCBI's taxonomy places the organism in Eukaryota, Fungi, Ascomycota, Eurotiomycetes, Eurotiales, Aspergillaceae. Bases 1 to 1260 code for a protein of 419 amino acids. The record is from RefSeq and is a predicted model, not a curated record. Gene Ontology annotation, cellular component: pre-snoRNP complex; nucleus. Gene Ontology annotation, biological process: box C/D snoRNP assembly; maturation of LSU-rRNA from tricistronic rRNA transcript (SSU-rRNA, 5.8S rRNA, LSU-rRNA); snoRNA localization. The transcript is spliced from 2 exons.
AUGGUACUUCCCACCCAUACUACCUCCCAUAACACCAACCCCACGGUGUCCAAUUCUAACAACCACCCCGAAACAGCCACAUCAAUCCCCCCCAAAUACCGCUGUCCACGCUGCUCAACCCGAACCUGCUCCCUACCCUGCACAAGACGCCACAAACUCUGGUCCCAAUGUUCCGGCGUCCGUGACCCAGCCGCAUACCUCAAGCGCAGCGAACUAGCCACCGCGUCCGCCUUCGACCGGGACUUUAAUUUCAUUUCUGGCAUUGAGCGCUCGCUCGAGCGUGCCGAGCGCGAUGCGGAGAAUCGCGGUAUCGAUCUCGCGCAGACGGCUGCUGAGUCUGCCGAUGCUGGUGGCGGUGGCGGUGGUGAGCAGGCGCAGAAUACUGGCGCUGUCGCUGGACAGAAAAGAAAGCACCCUGGUGGAGGUUUGGUCAAGGGUGAGGCCGGUUUCUUGCGUGGUGCCGAGGCUGGUGGUGUGAGAGUUGUUAGGGCGCCUAGGGGAAUGUCAAGGAAUAAAGCUAAUGGGUCGAGGUGGCAUCCCAAGCAUAAAUGUUUGAGUUGGUCUGUCGAGUGGAUCUCUGCGUCUGGCGAGAAGGUUGUGAGGAAUUGUCUUGAGACGGGCAUUCUCUCUGAGGCUUAUAAUCGUGCUUUUGCGCUGCCGAAGGAGGACAGACCUGGGAAAGAGGGAAAGGGAGAGCAAAAAGAAGCCGCUCCUGAGAGUCUGGAUCAGUCGAAUCCACCUUCGACUUCUGAGGCUACUCCAACCACCGAUGCCGCAAAGGAACAACAACAACAACCCGUGCCGUCGUCAACCUCAGAUCCGGUCGAAAAAUCUACAGAGACAACAGAAACAAAAUCACCGACGCUACCGAUCGGCCCGCAUCGUGAUGUUUACUUCUACAUCCACCGUCCACAAACGAAGACAAAGAAGCCGGUUGUGGCUCCCUUGCCCCCAUCAGCAACACUAGGGUCCGUACUACGCGAACGUACGGUUCUGGAAUUCCCGACUAUCUACGCGCUGCCUGACUCGGUUGGGAAACUCGGCGCUGAAAAUGAAGACGGGAGGUUCAUUCUGGAAGAGGAGUAUCUACGGACCGCAGAUCCCGAAGAGAUAUGCGGCAAGUCCGGUGAGCUGGAGCUUCCGGAUACGGGCGCUGAGCAAGAUGUGGAAUCAGAGCUACGAGAUCUGGAUGAGAAGAAGGUGAUGGAGGUCCUGACACAGGAUCUCUUUGAGCCGGUUCCUGAACAGGGGACAUCAUGA